Apodemus sylvaticus (European woodmouse) is the source of this 2200-nucleotide messenger RNA. RefSeq names its product replication termination factor 2 (gene Rtf2). Bases 151 to 1065 code for a protein of 304 amino acids. Gene Ontology annotation, cellular component: nucleus. The transcript is spliced from 9 exons. Lineage: Eukaryota; Metazoa; Chordata; Mammalia; Rodentia; Muridae. The record is from RefSeq and is a predicted model, not a curated record. Gene Ontology annotation, biological process: mitotic DNA replication termination; site-specific DNA replication termination at RTS1 barrier.
AGUAGGUAGAGUUUUGCCCGAGACCCCGGAAGCGACGGCUUCUAGUGUUUGCUAAGGCUUCUGGGUUUUUUUUGUUUUGUUUUGUUUUGUUUUGUUCUGUUUUUUUUUGUUUUUUUUGUUGUUGUUGCGGCUUCUGACUCCGGCUUUGGGAUGGGUUGCGACGGAGGCACAAUCCCCAAGAGGCACGAGCUGGUGAAGGGGCCGAAGAAGGUCGAGAAGGUUGACAAAGAUGCUGAACUGGUAGCCAGGUGGAACUACUGUACUCUGAGUCAGGAGAUCCUGAGGCGCCCAAUAGUUGCCUGUGAGCUUGGCAGACUGUACAACAAAGACGCUGUCAUCGAGUUUCUGUUGGACAAGUCUGCUGAGAAGGCCCUAGGGAAGGCGGCAUCGCACAUCAGAAGCAUCAAGAACGUGACAGAGCUCAGGCUUUCCGACAACCCCGCCUGGGAAGGAGACAAAGGGAACACCAAGGGUGACAAGCAUGACGACCUGCAGCGCGCGCGCUUCAUCUGCCCUGUGGUGGGCCUAGAGAUGAACGGCCGGCACAGGUUUUGCUUCCUCCGAUGCUGCGGAUGUGUGUUUUCUGAACGCGCCUUGAAGGAGAUAAAAGCUGAAGUUUGCCACACAUGUGGCGCAGCCUUCCAGGAGGAGGACAUCAUUGUGCUCAAUGGCACCAAGGAGGAUGUGGAGAUGCUGAAGAAGAGGAUGGAGGAGAGGAGGCUGAGGGCCAAGCUGGAGAAGAAAAAGAAACCCAGGACAGCCGAGUGUGCUUCAAGGCCGGGCAUCGCACAAGACUCUGCAGGGCCAUCAAAGGGGAAGGCUGACAAGCCUGAGGCGGACCCUGACCCCAGAGAGAAGAGAAGCGCCUCGGCUCCCAAGGGCUCAGCAGCUAACGGGAGUGCUUCUGGGAAAGCUGGCAAGCCCCCGUGCGGGGCCCUGAAGAGGUCCAUCGCAGACAGCCAGGAGUCCGAGACCUACAAGUCCAUCUUCACCAGCCACAGCUCUGCCAAGCGCUCCAAGGAGGAGUCUGCGCACUGGGUCACCCACACAUCCUACUGCUUCUGAAGCGGGCCGGGCCCCACCCCGGACUUCCCCGGGCCACUGUGCCACACUUGCUGGGUGUGGCUCUGUGCUAUAAAGCUGUCCUCUGCAAUCCUCGACCGGCGUGGUCACUGGCUGUGAGAUCCUGUGGGUCCUGGGCGUGAGCAGUGGCUGUGACGACCUAGCAGCCUGUCCACAGGCCGGGGCUCUCGCUUAGCCUGGUGCCUCUGCUGCUUCUGUUAGGUGACAGACUCCGCUCCUCAGUGUGCACUCAGAUCAUUUUCUGAAAUCUUAAUGGUCAGGGGAACUGCCCUGGACUCAGGGACAGGCUUCCAGCAGCCUUAGACCUUGUUCCUCACAGGGUUUUCUUGCCUGAUACAAAGACGGCAGAGAGGAAACACGCCUGACUGCUGCUACAAGCUGUCGCCCUUUUCUCUCUUCCUUCUCCCUCUCCCUCCAGUGUCUUGGUGAGAGCAGCAGCCACGUGGGCAACAGCGGCUCCUUUUCCAUCCCUAGUUAAAACUGGAACUUCUGCGACCCUUCAUGGGCUGUGACAGAUUGGCCUCUGUAGACUGGUUCCAAAACCCUGCUUCUGGGCUGGGCAGAGGGCUCACUCAGCCGAUAAGCAGUCGCUGUGGGCACUUGUGGACCAGGGUCUGGAUCCCAGAACCUUUAUAAAGCCCAGUGAGCGCAGCAGCUGGCCUAUGACCCCAGCCCCUGUAAGGUGCUGAGUUCAGGGUUUGAGGAGAGCCUGCCCCAGAUACCAGCUGGGGUGCCGUGGAGAGAUUCCAGGGUCAGCCUCCGGCCUCCACACAUGCCCACAAACUUGCAAACACUUAAAGCCCCUGUUCCAAACCAACAUGGUGGCACGUCUGUAAUCCAAGCCGUCAGAAGACUGAGGCAGGAAGACCACCAAGAUAUCAGAGCUGGCAAAGUUGCAUAGCAAGACCUCACCUCAGCAAACAACCAGGAGAGCACCUGCUCCCGCUGCCCGCUGGUUUCCUGCUUGCAGGCCAUGAGGCUUGGCCCAGUACACUUGCGUGUGUUCUGGGGCAGUGUGGCCACUGGGGAGUGUGCAGCAGGACAGAGUGAGCACUGGCAGGAGAGCCUGCCAGGGCCUUUGUACUCAGAAAAGUGAAAUAAAGGUGGUAGAAAUGUC